Lethenteron reissneri (Far Eastern brook lamprey) is the source of this 1675-nucleotide messenger RNA. RefSeq names its product histone H2A. NCBI's taxonomy places the organism in Eukaryota, Metazoa, Chordata, Hyperoartia, Petromyzontiformes, Petromyzontidae. The record is from RefSeq and is a predicted model, not a curated record. Gene Ontology annotation, cellular component: nucleosome. Gene Ontology annotation, molecular function: structural constituent of chromatin; protein heterodimerization activity; DNA binding.
CAUCGAAUCCUCGCGUCCCGGCUUGUCAUUGGUGGCUCAAGGAGAGGGCGGGACUCGACCGAGAGGAGCCAAUCAGCAGCGGCGCGCUCUACGAUCCUCGUCUCCGCUAUAAAAGCCGCUCCCGUGGUGCGUGGUAACGUCACAAAUCGUUCGUACUUUGUCUUAACAAUGUCUGGACGCGGCAAGACCGGUGGCAAAUCUCGCGCCAAGGCAAAGUCCCGCUCUUCCCGCGCCGGCCUGCAGUUCCCCGUGGGUCGCGUUCACAGGCUGCUCCGCAAGGGCAAUUACGCCCAGCGGGUCGGCGCUGGAGCACCCGUCUACCUGGCCGCCGUGCUCGAGUACCUUUCUGCCGAGAUCCUCGAGCUGGCUGGCAAUGCCGCCCGCGACAACAAGAAGACGAGGAUCAUCCCCCGACACCUGCAGCUCGCCGUGCGAAACGACGAGGAGCUCAACAAGCUCAUGGGCGGCGUGACUAUCGCCCAGGGCGGUGUGCUGCCCAACAUCCAGGCCGUGCUGCUGCCCAAGAAGACCUCUCAGGCAAAGAAGUGAACGCGCCGCCGCCUCUACCACCACAACAACGGCUCUUUUCAGAGCCACCCACUUGCUUGCAAAGAGCUCGGUCAGUCGUACACAGGGGUUUUGUUAUUAAUAAGGACACCGUCGUCGAGUUGCCCUCGUCCCAAAUUGCGCGCAAUUAAACGAAUUCUCUGCUCAUUCCAGAUACCCUUUAUGUCUAAUUUAGGAACGGUAUUUGAGCAGCAUUCCAACAUUGCAUCAAUCAUGGAACAUGGUUUAGAAUAAAUUGAGGUGCCUAUUGGAAGAAAGUAUCGUGUUUUUUUAAAGAAUAAAACUCGCUCUUUUUGAGCGGUCAGAUUACAUAUGAAGAGGAGUCGAAGAAUGGUUCAAGCACUUCAAGGGAUCUGCGAGCCACCCUCACGCACCACGCACCACGCAAACACGACAUCUCCGCUCUCACGACAACACGCACCAAUCAAUCUUAAUUUUUUUUCACACACGCGCGGGAAAUAAGAGCUGGACGGGGGGGUCAGGGGUUAAAGGGCAGUGACGUCACCCGGACCAGGCGUGCUGGACGCGAAUGUGUAUUGGGAGCGGAGAUUGAGGAGUUAAAAGGGGCUGUGGGACGUGUGCCCGGGGUUGGUCUUGGAACGAAUAUUGCUGUGCGUUGGUGAAAACAGGUCCCUGUGGGGUGGGCUGGUAGGACCGAACAAUUGAAUGGCUAUAAUAAAAUGAAAUGGCAAAAAAUGGGCGCCAAUGAGUGGAUGGAAACGUAGACGUAGUGGAACAUAAGAAACAAUAAAGUAGUAGUAACCGUUCUGCAAAAAAAUAAUAGUAUUGCACAAGUAUGUACCUACGUGAGUGCAGCUUGGAGCAGACACAGUGAGUAGUAACAAUCUGCACGAGAUGCAGCGCCGUGGGCCACGCCCCUAUCACUGUUAGCCCCGCCUCCUCGCCCCCGGUACUGUAUUCUCGACUGUAGACUCCGCCCCUUUUCGCCAACGGCCCCUCCCUCCAUCGCGCUAAGCUCCGCCUCCCACCGCUUGACCCCGCCCCGCUCCCCCGUGGCCCCGCUCCGCCCCCGUGGCCCCGCCCUCCACCCGCGUAACCCCGCCCCGCCACCCGUGGCCCCGCCCCAUCUCGGUGUCCCCGCCCAGCC